Molecule: messenger RNA, 3095 nt
Organism: Solea solea (common sole)
Lineage: Eukaryota; Metazoa; Chordata; Actinopteri; Pleuronectiformes; Soleidae
Gene: pomgnt1
Product: protein O-linked mannose N-acetylglucosaminyltransferase 1 (beta 1,2-)
Exons: 22
Coding region: 308-2269 (653 amino acids)
Biological process (GO): protein O-linked glycosylation via N-acetylgalactosamine
Cellular component (GO): Golgi membrane
Molecular function (GO): beta-1,3-galactosyl-O-glycosyl-glycoprotein beta-1,3-N-acetylglucosaminyltransferase activity
Source: RefSeq, a predicted model, not a curated record
GAGAAGGGUGACGUCAUCUGUGCGACAGGCUUGCAGUGUUGUUAGUAUGUAGCCGCGGCAGCUUCGAACCGUUUUGCUGGAUUUCGCUGCAAAAGAAGAGGUUUAAACACGCGUGUGCAAGACUCGACGAUGAUCGUGUGAGUGAAUGUGUGCGACAGAAACAGAAGUCUGGACCGUGUUAACACACAAACGCUGCCGGCUAAGUGGCUACAUUAGCCAAACAUGGAGGUGGCGGAGGGCAGCCGCGGACUGAGGCUUGUGCUGAGGCUUGUGCUGAGCUCUGUGUUGGCGGUGGUCGGUGUCCGGAAUGGAGACCUGGACCCCGAACCCCCGAGCCAAGCCCUUCAUCCCGCGUCAACAGAGGAGCCUGUACCUCACCUGGAAAUAUAAGAUGACCAACAAGAGGACCAUCCGUCGAUUGUGCCAGGCUGGUGCUGUGCUGUUUCUGCUGAUAACUGUCAUAGUCAACAUUAAACUCAUCUUGGACACAAGAAGAGUAGCUAAUGAAGAUGCAUCAGCUCAAGAAUAUGAGGACGCCGUACCCAACAUGGAGACACCUCGCAGGCCGGCUAAUGGACGAAAGGUGCUCGACAUCGAGGUGUACUCCAGCCGCUCCAAGGUCUACGUGGCUGUGGACGGAACCACUGUUCUGGAGGAUGAUAUGCGGGAGCAAGGCCGUGGCAUCCAUGUAAUAGUUCUUAAUCAGGCAACGGGUCAUGUCAUGGCCAAGAGGAUAUUUGACACCUACUCUCCUCACGAAGACGAAGCCAUGAUCCUCUUCCUCAACAUGGUGACCCGGGGCCGAGUUCUCAUCUUCACCAUAAAGGAUGAGGGCACGUUCCACUUGAAGGACGCCGCAAAGAACCUGCUGAAGAGUCUCGGCAGCCAGGCGUCCAUCAACCUCAGCUGGAGGGACAUGUGGACACUUGUGGUGAAAAAAGGAGGUCAGGUUUAUGGGGAAAAGCACUCGAAGUCUCCCGCUCUGUCCACCUGGGGAGACCCCGUGCUGUUGAAGACUGAGGUGCAGCUCACCGCCUCAGAAGAGGCAGAGUGUCACUGGGCAGACACUGAGCUGAACAGGAGGAGGAAGCUCUUCUGCAGCAAAGUGGAAGGAUACGGCAGCAUCUGCAGCUGCAAGGACCCAGCACCUAUAGAGUUCAACCCUGACCCACUCCCCAUCAAUAACGUCUUCAGUGUCCCUGUGGCUGUUAUUGCAGGGAACAGACCCAACUAUCUCUACAGAAUGCUCAGGUCACUUCUUUCAGCUCAUGGUGUCAACCCACAGAUGAUCACUGUCUUUAUUGACGGAUAUUACGAGGAACCUAUGGAUGUUGUAGAGCUGUUUGGACUGAAAGGAGUUCAACACACGCCCAUCAGCAUCAAGAAUGCCCGAGUGUCUCAGCACUAUAAAGCGAGUCUGACUGCAACUUUCAACCUUCACCCAGAGACCAAUUAUGCCAUUGUCCUGGAAGAAGACCUGGACCUCUCUAUUGACUUCUUCAGUUUUCUGAGUCAGACCAUCCACCUGCUGGACGAGGAUGACAGUCUAUAUUGUAUCUCAGCCUGGAAUGACCAGGGCUAUGAACACACAGCUGAAGACCCGGCCCUUCUCUACAGAGUAGAGAGUAUGCCUGGCCUGGGCUGGGUGCUGAAGAAGAGCCUCUACAAGGAUGAACUGGAGCCGAAAUGGCCGACACCUGAGAAGCUCUGGGACUGGGACAUGUGGAUGCGAAUGCCAGAGCAGAGGAAGGGCAGAGAGUGCAUCAUACCUGAUGUGUCCCGCUCCUACCACUUUGGUAUAAUCGGCCUCAACAUGAACGGAUACUUCCAUGAGGUUUAUUUCAAGAAACACAAGUUCAACACCGUUCCUAAUGUACAUCUGAAGAACGUUGACAGCUUGAAGAACGAAGCUUAUGAAGUGGAAAUCCAAAAUCUGUUGAAAGAAGCGGAGGUACUCGAUCACACUAAGAACCCAUGUGAGGACUCAUUCCUGCCGGACUCUGAAGGGAAGAUCUACGUCAUGUUCAUUAAGAUGGAGUCAGAGAUGGACACAUCCACGUGGACCGAGCUUGCCAAGUGCCUGCAUGUUUGGGAUCUGGACGUACGAGGAUACCACAGAGGCCUGUGGCGGCUCUUCAGAAAGAGGAACCAUGUCCUGGUGGUAGCUGUGCCGAUAUCUCCAUACUCCAUGAAGAAACCAGCCAGUGUCACUCCUAUUCACUUAGAGGCUCCGCCCAAAGAAGAGGGAGCGCCGGUGGACCAGAUGUAAACCUGACACACACACACACACACACCAGGCCUAAAGACCACUAAUAAUCCAGCCUGGAACCGACCACUACACUGAAUUCAGAGGAAACGGAUGCUGGACGAGUUUUGGUGAAAUGUUUUUAAACUUUUUAAACCAAAACUUUAUGACUGUUUUUGUGGGUCACCAUGGCAACUGUGGGCCGUGGCUCGCUCUGUUUAACGGUGGUCUGAUCUGAACGCUACAAGUGACACUCACUCACCAAAAUCACCAGUGUUUUUUAACUGCGGUCCAUCUUGAACAUAUGUUUUAACUUAUCUCUAUUUAUUUUACAUCAAUCAAUCUUUUGUUUUUUUCUUUUAAACGGACGUUUUUGAAGUAAUGAAAUGAUAAUGAGAGAAAAGGGUCAUCAUAUUUCAGCAUGAGCGUGUGAGUGUUUAUUUACAACCCUGUGGGUUUUUUGCUGUGGUUUUUCUCACAUCAGACUUCAUGAGGCUGAGAGACGGAAGCGUCACAGCAGCGUAAACUGCCGUCUCUUUUCAUCACUUUCAGUCUUUCUUUAAUAGUUCUCAGAUGUUUAUUUUUCUUAAAUGUCAAUGUUGUCUGGUUUCUUUGCUCCAUACAACAAACACGGUCAUUUAAAGUGGAGCGUUUUGGUUUGAGAACAGCAAUAUUCUGAGGUUUGUCGUACUUUUUAUGGACUUCAUAACUAAUCAGUUCAUCUGGAAAAUAACGGACACAAAAAUAAUCAUGAUUCAUGUGAACACACAGACAGACUGUAUGAGUUCAGAGUUUCAAGUGCUACUCGCAUUACUUACAUUUCAAAAUAAAGGUCUUUGUUUUCAGUAGA